AAAAUGGCAUCAUCCAAAUCUUUGUCCAGUGAUCAGGUCAAAAUCUGGGCAGAAACUCUUGGCGUGCACAAUCUCUCCGAGGAGGCUGCGGAGUUCAUCAGCGGUUCCGUCUCGCAGAUUGUGCAGACUAUCGUGGACCGUGCCAAUAAAAACGCCAACUGCUCGCAUCGUAUGAAACUGCUGAAAUCCGAUGUAGAUUCGGCCAUGCAGCUGCUGAAUCUCGAUCCCACCGUGGACAUCUCCACGGGGGACUACAUUCCCAUCCGCGGCGUCAGUGGUGUGGGAGGGAAGACGCUGUAUGUCGUGGAUGACAAGGAGAAAGAAGUGCAAUCCAUCGCGCGCAAACACGGCGGCUCUCUUCCUUCGGAGGUGACGCUGCGUCAGCACUGGUUAGCCAUUGAAGGCAAACAACCCACGAUUCCCGAGAAUCCUGCGCCUUUAACGAAGGAUGAUCAGAAAGCCAAAGCGACGAACCCCGUGGUGGCCCGAAAAGUUGCUACGGAGAAAGCGGUGCAGAAGAGCCAGGUGGUGAGAAUUAAGGAUUUGGCGACGGGAGAUCUCAGCGCUGAACAGCAGCAGUAUUACAAGGAUGUCACGGAAGCGGUUAUUGGCAGCAAUGAGGACAAGAGAAAGGAAGCACUCUCCAGUUUGGAACACGAUCCAGGCCUGCACGCUCUCGUCCCUCGUCUGGCUGUUUUUAUAUCAGAGGGCGUGAAAGUGAAUGUUGUCCAGCAGAAUUUAGCUCUUUUGAUCUACAUUAUGAGGAUGGUGAAGGCACUGCUGGAUAACCAGUCCCUGUAUUUUCACGAAUAUCUCGAUCGCAUUGUCCCAGCAGUGACAUCUUGCUGCGUAAGCAAAGUUCUCUGCUCGCGACCGGAAGUCGAUAAUCAUUGGGCUCUGCGGGGAUUCGCCGCGAAAAUUCUUGCUUCGAUAUCCCGGAAUUAUGAUUCUCCGACCAGCCGGUUGUUGCAGAGAUUGAUUCAAAUUUUUAAAGAAACUCUGGAUGACGAUGCAUCUCCGUUGGCUACCAGAUAUGGAGCGUACUGUGCUCUAACGGAAUUUGGAAACGAAACGAUAUCCCUUAUGGUUGUUCCAAGAAUGAAACACGAGGCCGAACUGUUGAAAAACUAUCAGACUCCCAAUAGCAGCGCAGCCGACAAGAAAGCGGUUGAUCAAAUCCGCGACCGAUUAAUCAGCCGAGUUUCGGAGCACCAUCGCACCCUCCGUCCACACAUCGAUAAACCAGAAGAUUUCCGCAUUGAGUACGGCACAGUGUUUGGACCUCUUUUGUAUGACCAAUUUCAAAAGGAUCGUGCAAAGGACACAGCCAAACGGCCAUCCGUGUCGGGAUCGGUGCGAAUGUUCAGUCCACAGAACAGUGUGUCCAGCACAGUGGGAUCUCCGGCCACCAGAAUGCCCGUUGCGUCACCGGCGUCCACUUCGACUCAUCCGCAUAUUACGUCGCCAUCAUCGGCGAUGUCGCCACCGGUCGUGCGGCCUCCUUUAUUUCCAACGGGAAUGAGAGCCAGCUCGCCGGGCAGUGCGGGUGUUGGGAUGCGUACCUUGCCACAGUCCAGUACGGGAUCGUUCAUGAGCCCCGUUCAUGAUCCUGGGAAGGAUUCUUCCUGAAUUUGGUCGUAGUUAUCUCUGGUAUUUUUGUCUUGUAUCGCCUAUUAGGGCUCUGUUUGUGUUGUUAAAAAGUUUUGUCAUGUUAUUGUUGCAUGAACGGUAACAUUCCUUUUAAAUGUUUUAUUGUUGCAUGUUAUGUUAUUACCCGUUAAAUAUUCGGUACUAUACUGUACAUAAAUGACAAUUCAAUGAUUGUCAAAUUCUGAAUGUCAGACAGACUGUUUUGUGAAUUUCGCAUCGAACGGUAAUAUCCAAAAG
Messenger RNA from Paramacrobiotus metropolitanus, 1887 nucleotides. RefSeq names its product transcription initiation factor TFIID subunit 6-like. Gene Ontology annotation, molecular function: RNA polymerase II general transcription initiation factor activity; transcription coactivator activity; protein heterodimerization activity. The coding region runs from base 4 to 1629 and encodes 541 amino acids. Gene Ontology annotation, cellular component: SAGA complex; SLIK (SAGA-like) complex; transcription factor TFIID complex. The transcript has 5 exons. Gene Ontology annotation, biological process: RNA polymerase II preinitiation complex assembly; transcription initiation at RNA polymerase II promoter. The record is from RefSeq and is a predicted model, not a curated record. NCBI's taxonomy places the organism in Eukaryota, Metazoa, Tardigrada, Eutardigrada, Parachela, Macrobiotidae.